AUGGGAUCGACAGCCUCCAAACCCGAUCCCCAAUACUCCACCCCCUUAGAGUGCCUGCUAGCUAACCUGCGGACUCUAGGGCUAAAGAGAGAUAUCCGUCCCAAGCAGCUCACUUUUCUGUGCUCACAGGCCUGGCCUCAGUAUUCCCUAGAUAAUGGCUCACAAUGGCCAGCCACAGGGACACUAGACUUUGACGUCCUCCGUGAUUUGGAUAAUUACUGCCGGAGAACGGGAAAAUGGUCUGAGGUCCCCAAUGUUCAGGCCUUUUGGGCUUUGUGCUCUCGCCCCACCCUGUGCACUACGUGUGCUCCUAGCCAGAUCCUACUCACCAUGGCCCCCCCGACUCCACCCUCCCGAGCUAAGCCAACCCCUCCCGCUUCUGAGUCCUCUGCUUUCUCUGUUCCCCCAGAAGAUCUGGUGGCCCCCCCUCCCUACGCCUCUCCCACGGCCCCCUCCCCUUCCUCUCCGGUUCCUACUCCCUCCCCUUCCACUCCGGCCCCUCCUACCUCUUCCCCCUCCUCUCCGGCCCCUCCUAACCCCUCCCCCUCUAACCCUACUCCGGCCUCUUUUGCUCCUGUUCCCGCCCCUGAGGCUUCACCGCCGGCCCCAGAUUCUCCAGCCAUUAACCCUAUCUUGUAUCCUCCUCUUCCCCCUGUCACUCCCUUCUCGUCUCCGGUUAGCUCCCACACUCGCUCCCAUAGCAACCCUCCAGGGGCCUCCCCGCCCCCUCCCCCAGCCCCGCUACUCCCUCUGCAACAAGUAGCCGGAGCUGAGGGUCUAGCCCAGGUCCAUGUCCCCUUCUCUCUCCAGGACUUAGCACAGAUUGAGGCCAAGCUGGGAUCCUUUUCCUCCAACCCCACUCAGUACAUUAAGCAGUUUACUGGUCUGACCCGCGCCUAUGCCUUAACAUGGCAGGACAUAUAUGUCAUCCUGGGAUCUACCACCACCCCCGAGGAGAGGCAGGCCAUUUGGACGGCAGCCAGGGCUAAGGCCGACCAGCGGCAUAGUGCCAACCCCUCCCCCCAGCGCCCCCCGGGAGCUCAGGCAGUUCCUGACACCGACCCUGAUUGGAACUACCAGGAAGGGGGUGGCGGCCAGCUGCGGGUACGCUAUAUGAUAGAGUGUCUCCUUGAUGGGAUGGAAACGUCCUCUCAUAAAGUGGUAAACCUCCUCAAACUAGAUGAGGUGACUCAGGGGCCCGAUGAAAACCCAGCCAUGUUUCUUAAUCGGCUGACUGAGGCCCUUGUUCAAUACACCAGACUGUCCCCUGAGUCCCCCAUGGGGGCAGCUACCUUGGCCAAUCGUUUUAUCUCCCAAUCCGCACCUGACAUCCGAAAAAAACUGGCCAAGGCUGAGGAUGGCCCUCAGACCCCUAUUCGAGACCUGGUAAAAAUGGCCUUUAAAGUUUAUAACGCCCGUGAAGAAACUGCUGAGGCCAGCCGAAAGGCAAGGCUCAAACAAAAGGCAGAAUUUCAGGCAAGCCUCCUAAACCAGCAAACCCAGGCCUUGGUAGCAGCCCUCCGGCCGGCGGCGGACUCGGGGCCCCAAAACCCCCCUCCGGGGGCCUGCUUCAAGUGCGGCCAAGAAGGACACUGGGCCAAGAUGUGCCCCAAUCCGCGGCCUCCUUCCAAGCCGUGCCCGUUGUGCAAACAACGAGGACACUGGGCUAGUGACUGUCCCCGGGCCUCUCGGGCUCCGACCUCUAGGGGCCGGAGACCAGAGCGCCCCAGGGAGACCUCCUGCCCUCCUCCGGCCUCGGAACUGCUGAGCUUCAAUGAUGACUGA
Molecule: messenger RNA, 1785 nt
Organism: Cervus elaphus (red deer)
Lineage: Eukaryota; Metazoa; Chordata; Mammalia; Artiodactyla; Cervidae
Product: ras and Rab interactor 3-like
Exons: 2
Coding region: 1-1785 (594 amino acids)
Biological process (GO): virion assembly
Molecular function (GO): zinc ion binding; nucleic acid binding
Source: RefSeq, a predicted model, not a curated record